AUGCAAUUUAUCGAUCUCCCAGUCGAGAUCCUUCCAGAGGUGCUGAAUUUUGUUGUGAAGCCACAACAUCUGGCAUCGGCUUGCCUCGUGAAUAAAACCUUCCAAACCUUUGCUGUGCCUCGCCUCUACGCUCGAAUAUCGAUUUAUUCAUGGCAUAAAGAGGGAAAGGACAAAGUGGUCAAACUAUUUGAUACGCUUUCUCGGUGCGCGUACCUCGCACUUCUUGUACGGAGACUAGAAAUCCGAGAUUUUCCGAAAGCUGUCACACUGCUCGACAGCGACCUCCUCCAGCACGUCCUACGCGGUAUCCGCAACUGCACCGGGCUGACGUCGUGCAUCUGGACCCGCGACGGCUCCCUAAACUCGGAGAUUCUCGAAGCAUUCCAUUAUUGCCCUGAUUUGCGCGAGCUGGAGUUCAAUGGACACAACGAUGGGAACUACGACCCAAAGCUGCUGCUAGGAAUCACCGGCCUCAGCAGGAUAUCCAUUAUCAUGCCUAGUGUCAUGGUUCUAUCCCAGUUGGAGCCGUGGUUCUCGAAAAUGAGCGACCGUCUUCGAAACUUGACGUUGAUAUGCAAGUCUUCCAGAAUCGUAACAGAUUCCGUCCUCGAGACACUGGCUCUGUCUCUCGUCAAUCUCGACCAUUUGCACCUAACAGGAUGCCCUAAAGUCACGCAUCGAGGUGUCUGGGCACUCGUUUCAACGAAUCAAAGCGGUCUCAAAGGAUUGGGGCUCGAAGGCGUUUCUCUGGCAUUUGACAUGAACCUCUUCGCAAAACAAUGCGUUGCUUCUGGCAGUCUUUCCCAGCUACGGGCCAUCACACUCACAGUGCAUCAUCAAAUACCACUGAAAGCUUGGGUCCAAGGAGUCAUCGACCUCCUCAGUCUCUCCAAGAUCGAGCUCUUCCAUAUUUAUUCCACUGGCGCGUUCUUCGAGUCGCCGCUGACUGAUGAACUCUGGAACCACCUGGUGACGACCCACAGCGAAAGCCUUAUCCGGUUCUCAGUGCACAGGAUGAUGAUCGACAUGGAUGCGAUACACAAAAUAUGUGCCAACUGUCCGAACCUCGAACAGCUGUUCGUUGUUGUUGACCCCAACUAUCUGGACGAACUUGCUGACUGUCUUGCACACGCACGGAAGAUGCGUACAAUCCACAUCAAUUUCCCCUUGGAGGCGUUCAUUGACACGGUCCCUAUUCUUCGCCCCGAUCGAGUCCUGGAGGUCAUAAACAAGUGCAGUCCGACCGUCGUUCAGUUUGGGUGUAACGCCAAAGUCUGGCAGGUGGUCCGACAGGUUGUACGUGCCAGCGGUGAACUUCACACUGAAGCAGCCUUGGCGCCGUAUGAGAACCCUGAUAUUCCGGAGCAGUUCCUCGUCGUGAGGACCUGA
Molecule: messenger RNA, 1389 nt
Organism: Cyclocybe aegerita
Lineage: Eukaryota; Fungi; Basidiomycota; Agaricomycetes; Agaricales; Hemipholiotaceae
Source: the annotation of a GenBank genome assembly